Molecule: messenger RNA, 1062 nt
Organism: Daphnia pulex (common water flea)
Lineage: Eukaryota; Metazoa; Arthropoda; Branchiopoda; Diplostraca; Daphniidae
Product: pyridoxal phosphate phosphatase PHOSPHO2-like
Exons: 3
Coding region: 206-985 (259 amino acids)
Molecular function (GO): phosphatase activity
Source: RefSeq, a predicted model, not a curated record
UGAUCGCUAGGUGGCAGCUGCAACAAAAACACAUGAAAAUUGCAGACGAUAUUUUUUCCUGAAUUUUCACAAAAGUUUCAUUUUCCACGGUGCUGAACACUACUGACUGCCUACCGCCAGGAUUUCAAUUGUUAGCAAAUCAACCUUUUUUCGUCCAGUCACUGCUGCUCGUCUCGUAAGAUUCAAUAUCGAAAACAGAGUCAACAUGUCACAGACUGCUAAUGAAGGCAAGCAAGAAAAAAUCCUCCUAGCUCUUGAUUUCGACCAUACAAUUAUCAAUGACAACAGUGACACAUAUGUCACGAAGCUGGCACCAAAAGGAAAGAUUCCCCCAGAAAUCAAAUCCCUCUACAGUGAUCAAGGUUGGACUCUUUUCAUGUCUGAAAUAUUUCGCUAUCUUCACUCCAACAACACCACUCCUGAGCAAAUCUUGGAAUGCAUGACUGAAAUAUCAUUUUCGCCUGGAAUGGUUGAUCUGUUGAAAACUCUUGAUCAAUCGAAAGCCGAAACCAUUGUCAUAUCAGAUGCAAAUUAUGUGUUUAUUGAUCACAUCUUGAGUUUCCAUGGACUCAAAGAUAGGGUUAAUAAGAUUUUUACAAAUCCUGCCAAGUUUAAUGAUGAUGGCCUCCUCGAACUCGAAAUGUACCAUGUCCAAGACUCCUGCUCCUUGAGCACAAUCAAUCUUUGUAAGGGCCAAAUUUUGGAAUCUUACAUUGAAGAAAGGGCCAAAGAAAAUAUUGUUUUUACACACGUUGCAUUUAUCGGAGAUGGCGAAAAUGAUUUCUGUCCCAGUUUGAGGCUCUCUCCUAAAGAUUUUGUCUUCCCCCGAGAAGGUUAUUCCCUAGUCAAACAUAUUGAGAAAAUGAAAACCGAAAAAGACCUUCACAUUAAAGCUAGCAUUCACACCUGGAAAUCGGGGUUGGAUAUCCUAAAAGUUCUUUCCGAUAAAGUUCCAUUGCUUACACAACAAACAACAACCGCAUAAGUCAAAUGAUUUAUCUCGAGCUUUUACCAUUGUUUUCGAUUAAACCCGUGAAUAAUACAGUACAAUUCUUCACUGCA